Dufourea novaeangliae is the source of this 1639-nucleotide messenger RNA. It is a transcript of the gene Metrn, whose product is annotated as meteorin-like protein. Gene Ontology annotation, molecular function: hormone activity. The transcript is spliced from 3 exons. NCBI's taxonomy places the organism in Eukaryota, Metazoa, Arthropoda, Insecta, Hymenoptera, Halictidae. The coding region runs from base 392 to 1417 and encodes 341 amino acids. The record is from RefSeq and is a predicted model, not a curated record.
UUUCGGUCGAUCGAAGUUAUUUUUCUGAACAGACUCUUUGUUUCUUCGAUUCUAAGACGGUGAUGUACUUGGUUGCCGUUAUGUCGUUUAUACCUCCCAAUAACGAUGACAAGUUUCGAAUAGAAUAUUGUGUCUCGUGUAACAUGAUGGCGAGAAUGUGUUGUUAAACGAGUGUGACAUAUAGUGAUACCCGAAAAAGACGUAGCGAUAAAUGCGACUUGGGCACGGAAUAUAUCUACGAAUCGCGAUCUUGCUACGUAUAUUAUAUCAAUUUAUCGUUUCGACAACGAAAUUAUUUACGUGCGAUUCCGAGUGUUGAUUCCCGCGAUAAUUAUCCUCGAAAGUUAACAAUGUAAAUCGAGAAGGAUUAUUUGGUGUGGAUUAAUAAAAAAUGAAAAGGUUUACGUCGUACGUCGGCGUUUUGCAACUUUUGCUGUCUUUACAACAUAUUCACCUCGUGUCAUCAGCCCCUACGUAUGAACAUGCUGCCCUCCAAGCCGCCGAUCAAUGCGACUGGAUUGGAAGCGGAGGCGGUGGACGAGGUGUACGACCCGUGUACCUUCGGUGUUCGAGGGGAACUGUACUUUGGAAGUAUCCACGCGGAGCUUUACGAGUAGUCCUCUCACCCCCGGUUUUGAUCGAGACCAUACCGAAAAUUCACGUAGAAUUCGUCGCAGGACGGGAUAGCAACGAUAACAACAACGUCGAUGAAAGCAUCAUAAAUAACAGCCGCAAUAUACCUCGAUUAUCCGGAUUUCGAGCGUGCACCAAAGUUUCCGGUCCUGUAAGAGUUUACUUAGAGACUCAUGGUAAACUUCGUUCGUUGUACACUCCACGAGACGGCAAGCACGAAGCCUCCCAUAGAUGUUUCUACGUUGCCGACAAGCAACCCGCGGCGCUAUACAUGGAAGCGGAAGAACAGCCCAUGUCCGUUGAACGUCGUGAUGUGAAGUUACAAUAUGAUUUGGAACUACGCCGAGUCGCCGACGGUCGAGAAGAAAAAUCUUGUCGACACGACGAAAAGAAGGAAGAGGAAGAGGAUUGCAGGCCGUGCUCCAUAGAGGAAUUGGCGAAAGCCUACUGUCAAAGCGAUUUAGUAGCCAGGGGUACAGUGAGCGCUGUACAGAAACAGCCGAAUUUGGAAGCUGCCGAACUCAUUGUCGGUAUAACAAAAACUUUGCGUCAAAUCGAAGAAAACGAGGCUAACAAUGAUGCGGACGUUGUCGGAUUGCUCGAUCGAAGAAGCGUGCAUGUCAGAGUGCCCACUGCCUGUGACGCGCGACACGGUCAGGGUGAGUUUGUGAUAAUGGCUAAACGAAGACUCGGUGACCUCGUUCUGGUAUGCGCGCCAAGGUUGGAAACUUGGGCAAUAACGGUUCGUGAACUGGAAAGCGCACCUUGUGUUCUUCGAAGUUAGCUUUGGAUUCUCAAUGAGAAAUAUGCCUGUAAAUAAACUAUAUUUUCUUGUUCUAUACUAUAUACGAAUAUCGAUCUCCGAACUGUGAUAUUGUUUUGUAAAAAUUUUAUCGUAAUGAAUAUAUAAUAUCUUUCCUGAAAUAGUCUCGAAUAACUCUCUGUACUUAACUUUGCGAUACGAAUCAUCCACAAUACUGUAUCAAUAUCUUCAAUAGCCAGCUAU